Molecule: messenger RNA, 729 nt
Organism: Vicia faba (fava bean)
Lineage: Eukaryota; Viridiplantae; Streptophyta; Magnoliopsida; Fabales; Fabaceae
Source: the annotation of a GenBank genome assembly
AUGGGAGAGUUAGAGUUACCUCAACCUAUCUCAAAGAAAACAUCCUCUACUACUACUAGUACGGAGUCCGGUUUACCCGACCCGGUUCAAAACCGGUCCAAACGGCCUAGAGAUAGUACCAACACCAACCACCCGGUUUACAGAGGCGUCCGGAUGCGGGCAUGGGGAAAAUGGGUAUCCGAAAUCCGCGAGCCGCGAAAAAAGAAUCGGAUCUGGCUCGGCACCUUCGCCACGGCGGAAAUGGCGGCUCGAGCUCACGACGUGGCGGCUCUCGCCAUCAAAGGAAACUCAGCCAUCCUCAACUUCCCUGAACUCGCGGAUUCAAUGCCUCGACCUGAAUCGAAAUCUCCUCGAGAUGUUCAGGCCGCCGCCGUGAAAGCCGCUGCCAUGGAAGUUAUCAAUCAACAAACAACAUCUCAAUCACAUACAUCCUCUUUAUCUUCGUCUUCAUCUUCCUCUUCUCUGUCGCAAUCUUCUUCCUCGUCUUCUUUUGCGGUUUCUUCUUCCGAAGAACCGUCAACACCAGACGAACUCGGUGAGAUUGUGGAACUACCGGCAUUGGGAACGAGUUUUGAAUUACCCGACCCGGUUAAUAUGGUUUUUUCCGACCCGGUUGAUGGAUGGCCUUAUUAUUCACACAGUUGGGAUCAGAUUUCAAUGCAUCAAGACAACUCUGAAAGUCUAAGUAUGAUUCUUCGGGGUUUUGAGGGUUCAUUAUGGCAGCAUUAA